AUGUCUUACGAGAGUGAUGAUUCCAGUGACGGUGAACCAAUCACCCAUCCAACCCAAGUUUAUCAAAGGAUCUAUGAAAAGGAGGCAGACAGCCAUUUGCAGGAAAGGUUUGCUCUUGAGAGAGAGGCAGAUGCAGCCGAAAAGGAGUACCUUAAAGUUGCUGAUGAAUGGAAGAAGAAACCUACACCAAAUCUAGAGCAACGCAUGAACGAUCUCAGUGACCGUUGUGAAGAGAUUAAUGAAAAUUUGAACGAUGCCAAUGAAAGCUGGAUCAACUCCUAUUCUGUUGCUAUGUACUACAAGGACAAAGAGAGACGUGAAUUGGAAGAAGAUAGUGAUUGA
Molecule: messenger RNA, 342 nt
Organism: Kluyveromyces lactis
Lineage: Eukaryota; Fungi; Ascomycota; Saccharomycetes; Saccharomycetales; Saccharomycetaceae
Exons: 1
Coding region: 1-342 (113 amino acids)
Source: RefSeq, a predicted model, not a curated record